Molecule: messenger RNA, 1002 nt
Organism: Rotaria sordida
Lineage: Eukaryota; Metazoa; Rotifera; Eurotatoria; Philodinida; Philodinidae
Source: the annotation of a GenBank genome assembly
AUGAAUCAGCAUAAUGUUCGUCUUCUUGAUCUUCCUAAUGAAAUAUUAUUUCUCAUUUUGAAAAAACUUGACAAUAUUGAUGUUCUUUAUUCUUUACUGGGUAUCAACAAUCAACGACUUAACAUUAUAGCACAAGAACAAAACUUUACUAACAUUCUUAAUUUUGUUUCUAUAUCACAAUCAACUGAUGAGAUUUCUUCAAUAUCUGAUGCAAUACUAAAUCGAUUUUGUAUUGAUAUAUUGCCAAGAAUUCAUAAAAAUGUUAAAUCACUCAGUAUUGAAUCCAUUUAUCUGGGAUAUAUUUUUGGUGGUGGUCAUUAUCCUAAUCUUACUGAACUUAAACUUUUUAAUUUCAACAAACAAAUCUUUUUAUGUUACUUCAUAGGUGAUUCUCUCUUUAGAUAUAUUUAUUUUAAUGAUGUUCAUGCUUUACUUGAUGGUCGUCUCAAACAAUUAACUAGAUUCAUUGUUCAAGUUCAUCUUAUCAAAGAUCACAUAUCAACAUCUCACAAAAGGGUUGAUCUACCUAAUUUAAAAUGUUUCUCAUUAACAUCCUAUCAUAGUACUAUAGGAUUUAACACUGUAGUUGUACCUCUUCUUCGUCGAAUGUCAUAUCUCGAAGAAUUAACUUUAUAUAUUCGUAUAUGGAAUAGAUUAACAUUCAUCGCUGGCACUUAUCUUGAUAAUGAAAUUCUUAUUCAUAUGCCAAAACUUCAUACAUUCACAUUUUAUAUUGCUUCUCAAAAUGACAAUCCUCAUCCGGCUAUUCGUAUAUCUAAUGAUGAUAUUCAACGAACUUUCACAAAAAAAGAACAUCGACCGAUGACUUCUAUGGUAGAUUAUUUUGACCCUUACAAAAUGAUAUGUCGCAUUUUUUCACUUCCAUUUAAAUUUCAUCGUCUCGACGACAUUGGAAAUAAUAUUCCAGAUAUUGUAUUUAAUUCUGUUAUUCAUUUGAAAUUAUGGGACAAAGAUGCAUUUAAACAUGAAUUUUUCAUUUGA